Pyricularia grisea is the source of this 2093-nucleotide messenger RNA. RefSeq lists its product as uncharacterized. The record is from RefSeq and is a predicted model, not a curated record. Bases 217 to 1878 code for a protein of 553 amino acids. Gene Ontology annotation, molecular function: 1-acylglycerol-3-phosphate O-acyltransferase activity; 1-acylglycerophosphocholine O-acyltransferase activity. The transcript is spliced from 5 exons. Lineage: Eukaryota; Fungi; Ascomycota; Sordariomycetes; Magnaporthales; Pyriculariaceae. Gene Ontology annotation, cellular component: endoplasmic reticulum; membrane. Gene Ontology annotation, biological process: glycerophospholipid biosynthetic process; lipid modification.
CAAUUGCACCAUUGCAAUUUACCAACACUUUAGACGCAAACCUUAGUCUUGAAAACAUCCGGACACCCAGAAAACUAUUUUCUUCGACGAGCAUAAAGCAAAAAUGGAGUGAAAAGUGUCACUCUGUUCUUUACAUUGAACCACUUCCCAGCUUCCUGCACAAUCCCCUUCUGCAAGACGCUGCCAGCGGUUGGCGGACGCUGAUUCAGUUUCAAGAUGCUCCCAUUCAUCAACACGCCGUUCGUCUACCUAUCGGGCAAGAUAGGGUCUUCUCCCGAUGACUUGAAGCUCAUAACCUCCUUUCUAUUAUCAUAUCCCCUUGCUGGACUCCUCAAGCGGGUGCCAGACUCCAAACCCCAGCUCAAGAACCUUGUUAGCAUAGGUUUCGCGCUCUUCUACCUCGUUGGCCUCUUCGACCUAUGGAACGGUCUCCGAACAAUCUUCAUAUCCUCGGCAGGAGCCUACGCCCUUGCCAAGUACCUGCGCAGCAGCCCUUAUAUGCCAUGGAUCGCCUUCGUCUUCUUGAUGGGCCAUAUGUCGGCAAACCAGCUGAACCGCCAGCUCCUUGCAGAGAGCACCGAUAAUGCGAUGGACAUCACGGGCUGCCAGAUGGUCAUGGUCAUGAAACUUACUGCCUUCUGCUGGAACGUAGCAGACGGACUCUUGCCCGAUGAUCAGCUUUCAGCCUUCCAGCGCGACCGCGUGAUCCGCGAGUUACCAUCACUCCUUGACUAUGCUGGCUAUGUCUUGUUCUUCCCGAGCUUACUGAUCGGCCCGGCCUUCGACUACGCCGAAUACCGCCGCUGGCUCGAUACCUCCAUGUUCGACGUGCCUGCCAGCACCGACCCGCUGAAGAAGGCGCCCACACGUAAGAAGCGCAAGAUUCCGCGUUCCGCCACGCCGGCCAUUCUCAAGAUGCUGACUGGGCUGGCGUGGAUUCUGACCUUCCUCAAUCUAUCGUCAUAUUACUAUGCCGAUUUUCUUACGGGGCCCGAGUACAUGCGCUAUUCCUUCCCGCGGCGCAUCUUCAUCCUGCACAUGUUCAACUUCACCGCUCGCUGCAAGUAUUACGGGGCUUGGUCGCUCAGCGAAGGCUCCUGUAUUCUUGCAGGGCUGGGUUACAACGGCGUCGACCCCGUGACUGGCAAGGUUUCGUGGACCCGGGUGCAGAAUAUCAACCCCCUGGGAGUUGAAUUGGCACAAAACACUCGUGCAUACUUGGAGAACUGGAACAUCAAGACGAACAUGUGGCUACGUAACUACGUAUAUCUGAGGGUAACUCCUAGAGGCAAAAAGCCCGGAUUCCGAGCCAGCAUGGCCACGUUUGUUACCAGCGCGGUGUGGCACGGGUUUUACCCAGGCUACUAUCUCAGUUUCGUGCUGGCCAGCUUUAUCCAAACCGUGGCGAAGAACUGCCGCCGCUAUUUCCGACCCUUCUUCAUGGACCCAGCCACGCAGAAGCCGCUGCCAAACAAGCGAUUCUACGAUAUAGCCUCUUUCUUUGCCACGCAACUAACCUUUACCUUUGCGACCACGCCAUUCCUGCUCCUUCGCAUGGGCCCCUCGAUUCUUGUCUGGUCACGCGUGUACUAUUACGCCAUCGUGGGUACGGCGGCAGGAAUGGCAUUCUUUGCAUCGCCCGGCAAGAAGAUGCUUCGGAAGAAGAUUGAAGAGAGGAACGCCAAGGUCGCUGGCAAGGGAGAAGGCAGGGCUGCCCUACAGAGAACAUCCAGCACAGACAGUGUUAAUCGGAUGCCUGUCAUGGGUGUCAGUGGGGAUCCGGAGCGUGAAGUUGACGACGUGGUCGCUGAGAUUAAAAACGAGAUGGAGAUGCGCGCUCGCAGAAGAUCCUCGGUGAAGAUGCCACCGGCAAAGUGAUUUACAAUUUAGAUCAUGGCCGAUUAAUAAGUGUUGUUAGCGCCAGCUGCUAAGCAGCGGGGUGUGUCGGCUUUUUUUUUUCUUUUUUCUUUUUUAUUCGUCUUCAGUUUUCAUACCUAGACCUUGUUUCUUGUACCUAGACUAGCUCGUGUGGAGUUCAAGUCAGUAGCACGUUAGAGUCAAUACCUUAAUGUGGGCUGUUUGGCCCGUCCGGG